AAUCAGGUUCUCAUGACCCCCGAUCUCUUCCCCUCCUCGACCAGCAAGCAGUCAGACAAGCAAGUCGUUUAAGGAAGUCGGCAUAGCAUUUUCAUCUGCGAUUUCGAAAGGAAUUUUGCCUGUCAGUCUGACCUAUACUGAGCCCGUUGUCUUGGCGCAAGUACCGCCUUUAAAGCUCCUAUUUCCGGAUACGUCACAAGGGGCCUUGCCUUGAGAGCCGGCAGGAAUAUGGCACCAGCACUAGGCCCAGAUAAUGGGAGCUUCCAAUGCGAGUUGAGUGGACAUGAGAUUCGAUGCAGACACCAGCAAACGCAGAAAGAGAUUAACAUCUCGAUCAAUAAUUUGAUCUGUAUCUUGCCUAGAGGCAAUGAGCUUGAGGCUCCCAGGCAUGUCAUGCUGUUUUUGUGGCUUGACGAGAACGAAUCUGGGGUCUCGAGGGAGUGUAUGUCACUCCAGAGUAUUCAAGUACUUUCCUGGCCUGUGCAGCUGUCCGAAUUCGUCUGCCCUGGUAUACCUCCCUACCUCGGCACUUUCACCCAUGAACAGGUGGAAAAGGUAGAUAUCCACGUGAUCAUUUCAAUCACUUCUGGCACACGUACAGGCAUGAGUGUGUUCGAAAAUAUCGUCAGCCCUCUCUUAUCGCAACUUGGUGUGCGCGAGUAUGAAGUUCAUGAGACCCAGACCGCACAGACAAUUGUUGAACUGUGUCACACAAAACUGAUACCUCGCGCUCAAGCGAACAUCAAACAAACAAUAAUCCUACUUUCAGGCGAUGGAGGUCUGACUGAUAUCAUUGACUCCUUCCAUGGUACAGCAAUACAAUGUCUUGCCAAGCCUAACAUUGCUCUGAUUCCAACCGGAACAGGCAACGCCAUGGCUAGUUCAAUAGGGCUCCUAAAAAGUCGAGCGGCUGGACUUUUCACGUUGUUGCAUGGGCACCCCGCCCCUAUACCUGCUUUUUCGGCUACUUUCUCUGCUGGUUCAAGGCUCGUCACAGAAGCGGGCAGCGGAAGAGUCAGUAUUAAUUCACACUGGCAGAGUAAGACAGGCCAUCCUACAAUAUACGGUGGUGUUGUCGCAAGUUGGGGUUUGCAUGCUGCGUUGGUGGCGGAUAGUGAUACUGCUGAAUACCGCAAGUAUGGAGCGGAGAGAUUCCAAAUGGCUGCAAAGGAAAUCCUAUUCCCAUCAAAUGGUGACGAUCCACAUAAGUUCCGCGGUAGUAUCAGCUUCACAUGGCGUGAUCGCCAGACCAACAAGCAACAAACAGAGGUUUUGGGAUGUGAAGAGCACAUGUACGUGCUGGUAGCUUUGGUAUCGAGCCUCGAACCAGGUUUCACAAUAUCACCUUUGUCAACUCCAUUGGAUGGCUGCCUGAGGAUCAUACAUUUCGGACCAAUGACGUCGGAACAGGCAAUGGGCUUGAUGAGCAAUGCAUAUCAAGGAGGCAAGCAUGUCAAUGACGCCAGAGUAACUUAUCGUGAAAUCGAGAGCUUCCGAAUAACCCUGCACGAGGUCGACGAGAGAUGGAGAAAAGUUUGUAUAGAUGGCAAGAUUAUCGCUGUUGAGCAUGGCGGCUGGCUCGAAGUACAGAAAGUCUCGGGGCACUAUCUCAACAUUCUCAUACCUCCUUAGAUUUACCCGAUGUCUGAAUGAGAGGCAUAAACUUGCGUUGCCACGGAUUCCAGAGUGUCAUGUACAUGAUAGACACUUUGGGGAGGUUGGGUUGGACAAACCCUGCAGUGAUUAGGAUAAAUAAUAGCCAUUGGACCCCCAUUGCUCUGUACAUCGGCCAUACGGAUAUUUUUGUCCGUAAUAUGUGUGGACGUUUUAAAAGACUUAUAUGUUUUCUACGCCGCCAAUUAGCUAAGAUUGUCUAACCCUCAUAGCUGC
Aspergillus aculeatus ATCC 16872 is the source of this 1890-nucleotide messenger RNA. Its product is annotated as diacylglycerol/lipid kinase family protein. Bases 229 to 1632 code for a protein of 467 amino acids. Gene Ontology annotation, biological process: sphingosine biosynthetic process. Gene Ontology annotation, cellular component: intracellular membrane-bounded organelle; membrane; cytoplasm. NCBI's taxonomy places the organism in Eukaryota, Fungi, Ascomycota, Eurotiomycetes, Eurotiales, Aspergillaceae. The record is from RefSeq and is a predicted model, not a curated record. The transcript has a single exon.